Molecule: messenger RNA, 898 nt
Organism: Olea europaea var. sylvestris
Lineage: Eukaryota; Viridiplantae; Streptophyta; Magnoliopsida; Lamiales; Oleaceae
Product: glutaredoxin-C4-like
Exons: 4
Coding region: 194-613 (139 amino acids)
Biological process (GO): cellular response to oxidative stress
Cellular component (GO): cytoplasm
Molecular function (GO): glutathione disulfide oxidoreductase activity
Source: RefSeq, a predicted model, not a curated record
CAAUCCCGUGAGCUGUCAUCGGGAAUCAAUGAACGCGAAGGACCCUGUCCGUACCCAUUUAUUUGGCGCAAGCGGUAUAGGUUCAACCCGUGGCUAUUGGCAUCCAUAGGGGAUCUAUAGUCUAUAUUCCGAUCUUGAAUUAUAGGCAGCAUCUUAAAAGUAAAAGCCAAUUCAAUUCUGAUCGCAUUGAAAAAUGGCGAAAUCUGGUAUUUUCGCAUCAUCGAUGCAAUUCCUCUUUCUCACCGUCCUCUUAUGCUCGUCAUUUUCCGUUCCAGUUGAUGCAAAACCCAAAUCCCCUGCAGCUUUUGUCAAGAAGACCAUCUCUUCUCAUUCCAUCGUCAUCUUCUCCAAAUCGUACUGCCCAUAUUGUAGACGGGCAAAGGCUGUCUUUAAAGAGCUGAAGCAAGUGCCAUAUGUUGUUGAACUUGAUGAGAGAGAUGAUGGUGGAAACAUUCAGAAUGCCUUAAGCGAGAUUGUUGGUAGGCGUACUGUACCGCAGGUUUUCAUUAAUGGAAAGCAUCUGGGGGGCUCUGAUGAUACUGUCGAAGCAUAUGAAAAUGGAGAACUGGCCAAACUUCUAGGCAUUGCUACGACAGAAAACGAAGAACUUUGAGCUAGUGAUCAUUCAAAUUUUAAACGAAGGAUAUUUUUACGUUGAUUUUGAUUUUAUUUAGUAACCAUUUAGUGGAAGUAUGGUUGCUGAAUCAAGUUUCAUAUUACUUUCCUGCUUUGUACUCUUCAUCAAGUAUACUUGGAUUGCAGGAUUCCUUUUGAAAUGACUUUUUUUAGUCUUCCUUGUCAAUUUCUAUAUAAUUAUGAAGAUUAGCUUGUGAACUAAGCGAUUUUAGAAUUGCUCUUUCUUCUUACAUUAUGAAAGGUUUCCCAGUUUCUCUUGUUU